Messenger RNA from Scylla paramamosain (green mud crab), 3456 nucleotides. RefSeq names its product lateral signaling target protein 2 homolog. The coding region runs from base 135 to 3320 and encodes 1061 amino acids. Gene Ontology annotation, cellular component: early endosome membrane. The record is from RefSeq and is a predicted model, not a curated record. NCBI's taxonomy places the organism in Eukaryota, Metazoa, Arthropoda, Malacostraca, Decapoda, Portunidae. Gene Ontology annotation, molecular function: metal ion binding. The transcript has 12 exons.
CGCGGAAGGUGCACCGCCGCGGCCGUCAACAACAAGGCUCAGCUGCUGGAGUGUGGACCUCUGUGUGAUUUUCUUGUCUCCUCCUCGCCCACUGCCUCCCAGCGCUCUGUGGCGCCUAUGCAUGGACCAUAACUAUGAAUUCUCUGAGAAGGUGGUUCUACAGACCCCGGAAAGAUGACCGCUCCCUCAUGGCACAGUUUUACUUUGCCGAUGAGGAACUCAACCUUGUGGCAGCUGAGCUGGAUAGCUUUGAUGGCCGGAAGGACCCGGAGCGGUGCACUGCUCUUGUUAACCAGCUGAGGCACUGUCAGGACAGGGUACUCAACAUCUGCAUAGAGAUGAUGGAUGAAGUUAUCCCCAGUGAACGUGCUGCAAGAGACUUCCGUGUCAAGUUUCCUGAUGAUGUGAUGCAGGAAAACCUUGCUGGUCAGCUGUGGUUUGGAGCUGAGUGCCUUGCAGCUGGAAGCAGCAUCAUGAACAGGGAAGCAGAGAGCUCUCAAAUGAGACCACUUGCCAAGGCUGUUACCAAAACCAUCGAAACGGUCAGGAAUUUACUACGGGAACAGUGCCUCAAGCCAGUGCCUGAAUACACAGAAAAGAUCAGAGAAAGCCUCAAGAUAUUUGACCGCUUGUUUGCUGAAUUUGAACUAAACUAUGUAAGUGCAAUGGUCCCAGUGAAGAGUGUGGAGGAGCAUGAUGUGCAGCAAAGUGUGGUGGUGCUGUUUUCAGAAACUGUCCAGAGAGCCUUGAAGUUAGGUCUUGCAACUCAAGACCAGGUAGAUGACUAUGAUCCAGCCCUCAUGUUCACCAUCCCUCGCUUGGCCAUUGUGGCAGGGCUUGUCAUGUUUCCUGAUGGACCCCUCAACCUUGACCGUGAGCCACGUUCCCUCUCAGAGCUCUUCCGGCCUUUCAGGACUCUGCUGACCAAGAUCCGAGAGUUGCUGUGGACAAUGACAUGUGCUGAGUUAGCAGCUCUGGAAAAAGCCCUUUGUUCCAUGGAUGAGCCAGAUCCUUCUGCUGCUCCAGCAUUAGCUGCUGAAACACCACCCAGUUCUGCUUAUGGCCGAGCUGCCUUCACCUCAGAUUUUGUCCAGAAGUUUUAUGCAAAUCAUCCUUCAUGUCGGAUGGUUCCUCCUGAGUUAGGUUCUCUUGGUGCCCCAAGCAAGAAAUCCCAUGACCAUCGCAAGCGAGAACGCACUGGUAAGAGCCGGAGCUCCCGUACUCGUGCUCGACAAGAGCGCCAGAGUGAAAGAUUUCUUGCCCGGCUCACUGCAUCAGGAGAGGACCGACCCCGUGCCAGGCGCAGGAGCCGCCGUCACCACCACCACCCCCGUCCUCACCAGCCCCGCCACUCACAGCAAGCUCCUCUCCAUGACAGUGACAGUGGAGAUGAGACUCGCCAUCAUCCUGCUCGUAUUCCCCCACCCCCUCCACUCCCACAUUCUCAGGAUCAUGCACAUUCUCAUCACCCUCGCUCCCAGCAGCCCAUGACCAGAAUCAAGACUAUUGCCUGUUCCUGUGGUUCUAUUCCUCCAGAAGCUGCCCAGACCUCUUAUAUGCCCAGUUCUGGCAACUCUGCUCAAUCCCAGGCUGACACUGCCAUUACCUGUGAUACUUCCUGUGAUAACACCUCAGUCCCUGGCCCAGAGGCUCGGUGUCCCUGUCCUUCAUCAGACCCCAGUGAUAUGACAGGGGAGGCAGAAACCUUAGUGCAGGCAACAGCCCAGCUCUGUCUUGCUGAAGAUGAAGAACAUGAGAGGCCAGGUGUGAGUGAAGGCCUGAGCCCUAUGCCAGAGGCCUUUGUUACAUCCAAGGAUGCAAGCCAUUGUAAAUAUUCAAAGGAAGACAGACAAGCCCAAGAAGAGUCCUGUGAGAAAGCUGGGGGUGCUGAUAGGAAAGUGCACAAGGAGGAGAGUCCUGGCACUCCUCAACGGACUGCUGACCCCAACACCCCAGAGAGUGGUCGCUGCUCCAGCGGCUCAACAUCACCUUACAACUCAGGUGCUGAGGAUGACGAGGAAGUGGCCCUUGCCCUCCAGGCUGCUGAGGUAGCGGCUACAUGGAGAGCCCGUGCCAGAUUCACAGACACACAAGACCUUAUCCACCGCCUGUUUGUGUGUAUCUCUGGUGUGGCAGACCAGCUCCAGACCAACUAUGCUAGUGACCUCAGGAAGAUCUUGAAAUGUGUGUUCCUAAUCAACCAGAGCCCCCUAGAGGAACCUCCACCACCACCCAAGAGCCUCCACUGCCCAGAGGAGAAUGAAGAGGAGGAGGAGGAGGAGGAGGAGGAGGAAAAACAUAAUUGGUCUGCCUCCUCACCAGUCCAUUCCUAUGGGGAAGAGGAAGAAGGCAUGGAAGGCCAUUCCCUUGAGGGCAAUGACUCAGAGCGACUCAGUGUGGAGAGUGCAGAAGAUGCCCUUGUGGUGAUAGGAAGCCCUGAACGCCACCACACUGCCACCAGCACCAACUCUCUCUCUUCCCCUUCAGACCACUAUCACAACCACCAUCCUGAGGAGUACUCUCCCCACUCCUCACCACCACUGUCACCAUCUUCAUCGCUUCCCCUUCUUCCUCCUCUGCCCCCGCCACCACCUCCUCCCCUUCCUCACUCCUCCAUGGACACAGCAGGAGACUAUGACACUACCCCUCCUUCUCCUUCCCUUUCUUCCUUCCCACCUCCUCAAUAUUUCUCGCACCGUCACCACCACCCUAACCAUCACCUUCUUAGUCAUCUUCCACCCCCCACCUCCCCAACAGACAUUCCCUCUCUCUCAGCCAACCCUGAGGCUAUGGUGAGCCAGGCUGCCUCUCCUCCUCUAGUGUGUCCUCCUUCAGUCCAAGUGCCUGCUGCCAUAUUCAACGACCAUGCUCUGAUGCAGUUCUCCGAGGUAACGCAAGCCUCCAUUCCCCCUAAUGUGGAGCUGCUGCCCCCAGCCCAGGUCCAGUAUGCUGAGUCCUUUGGGGUCAUUCCAGAACCCUUCUCAAGGUCUGCCCAGGAGCAGCAGUUAAUCAAUGAGGGUGGCCCUCUAGGAGAGCGCGAGUCUGGGAGGCGUCGAGGACCCAGAGUACAGGAGCCUCCACCUUGGGUGCCAGAUCAGCAAGCUCCCCGAUGCAUGGCCUGUGGUGCUUCUUUCACUAUGGUACGACGGAGACACCACUGUCGUAAUUGUGGCAAGGUGUUCUGUGCUCAGUGCAGCCAACACGCUGUUCCAUUGCCUCACUAUGGUAUUUGGAAGGCAGUGCGAGUUUGUAAUGUCUGUUUUCUGUACUAUGUGACCUUCACUACUGACUCCACUACUACCACCACCUCCUCCUCCUGACCCCCCCAUCGAGGAAGCAACCACCAUCUGCCCUGGUACCUUCGUUGAGGGAGGAGUUGGUGGUAGUGAUUGGUUUGUUGAUAAGCGAAACACAUCAUCUUUCUUUCUUUUGUUUUCAUGAGGGAAAGAAACCUAU